AUGGACGUGCAAAAAGCGUAUGAUACGGUCAAGUGGAGAGUGCUUGAAGAUAUACCGAGUGAAAUGAAUUUCCCUCCUCAAUUCAUUAGAUGGAUUAUGCUAUGUGUGAGCACAGUUUCUUAUAGGUAUAUGAUAAAUGGGCAAACAAGCAGGAUUUUGAAAGCUAAGCGGGGAAUUCGACAAGGCGACCCUAUAUCUCCACUACUGUUUGUGAUUGUAAUGGAAUACUUGCAUCGAAGCUUGACAAAACUGCAUAAUCAGCCUGAAUUCAAGUAUCACCCCAAAUGUGGAAAAAUGCGAAUUACGAAUAUAUGCUUUGCAGAUGAUUUGAUUAUGUUUGCACGUGGAGAUAAUGCAUCUGUUCAGAGUAUGAUGGAGGAAUUUCAUAGGUUUUCUGAGGCUACUGGUUUAUAUGCAAACCCGACCAAAUGUAAUGUCUACUUUGGUGGAGUCCCAGACACAAUCCAGCAACAGAUACUAGUGACAACCAAGUUUUCUGUAGGGAAGCUCCCGUUCAAAUACUUGGGUGUCCCGCUGGCGAGUAGGAAACUUGCGAUUUAUCAGUAUGAACCAUUAAUUGAUAAGAUCGUGAGUCGAAUUCGGCACUGGGCUGCGAAGCUGCUGAGUUAUGCAGGUAGAUUACAAUUAAUUAAAAGCGUGUUAUUUACCACUACAAAUUACUGGAUGCAAGUCUUUCUGAUCCCGAAAAAAGUUCUCCACAACAUCGAGGCAAUCUGUAGAACAUUUCUUUGGGCUGGGACUGAUAUCAUAAGCAGGAAAUCACCUAUCGCUUGGGACAAAGUUUGUUACACCAAGGCUGCUGGAGGACAGAAUGUUACUUCUUUACUUGAAUGGAAUUUGGCAACCAUUAGCAAAUUGCUUUGGAAUCUUCAAGCUAAAGAGGAUAAGCUAUGGAUAAAAUGGAUGGAUCACUACUAUAUCAAAGGGCAGCAGGUAAUGGAAUGGCAAGUGAAGGCGAAUUGUUCCUGGAUAUUGAGAAAAAUUAUGCAAUGCAGAGAGAGAGUCCAACAAACAGCAUACUGGCCCUUAGCUGUACAGAGCCAGAAGUAUACUACAGCGCGCAUGUAUCGGGAACUCCGAGGACCUCAACUUGAUGUAACCUGGAAACACUUGAUAUACUAUAACUAUGCACGGCCUCGGGCACGGUUCACACUAUGGAUGGCGCUCCUGAAUAGGCUCGCGACUAAGGAUAGGAUUGCGAGGUUUGGAGUUAACACAAAUGGUGAAUGUUGUUGGUGUAAACAAGUGGAAACCCUUGACCACAUUUUCUUUGAAUGCACUACCACAGGCUUUGUCUGGAGUAAUGUUUUAACUUGGCUGGGGUAUAACAGGACACCGGAAUACUGGAGCAGAGAGAAAGAAUGGAUAAGUGAUAAGACAAAAAAGAAAGGGUGGAAAAGCCAGCUCCUGAAGAUAGCGACGACGGAAACGGUCUAUGAGGUUUGGCGAAACCGGAAUGAUAUUACAUUUGGUCACAAUACGACUGGAACUAUAGAGAAUAGAAUUAAGAACAAUAUUGUGACAAGAGGCUCUAUGCAUAGAAAAAUAGGUGAUCAUAUUGAUAUCUAUAGUCUUAGCAUAAUCUAG
Molecule: messenger RNA, 1608 nt
Organism: Vicia villosa (hairy vetch)
Lineage: Eukaryota; Viridiplantae; Streptophyta; Magnoliopsida; Fabales; Fabaceae
Exons: 1
Coding region: 1-1608 (535 amino acids)
Source: RefSeq, a predicted model, not a curated record